AUGCGGCUCCUACACACCUCCACACUAACAUUCAAUGAGUUCUUCUCCAGCGACACUCCCGUCUACGCAAUCCUCUCACACCGAUGGAACGCCGCGCCCUCCUCGGAAACCAGCUACCAGGAGUUCCUCUACCGCAACGCGCACGCCACGCAUCCAGGCCUCUGGAAGAUCGUGCAGGCGUGCGCGCUCGCACGGGUCGAUGUCAUCAAAUGGAUCUGGAUCGAUACCUGCUGUAUAGACAAGAGCAGCAGCGCCGAGCUCAGCGAGGCCAUCAACAGUAUGUUCGGUUGGUACCGGGAGAGCUUCUUCUGCUAUGCUUUCCUGAACGACGUGUCGCCGGUAGCGCCAAAUGAGAGCGUGGCCAAGAGCGCGUGGCACACCCGCGGAUGGACGUUACAGGAGCUGCUGGCGCCCCAGCAUAUGGCGUUUUAUGACGCCGAGUGGACGCGCAUCGGCUCUCGCCGGGAAUUGGCAGGAGAGAUCGCCGCGGCCACGGGCAUCGAUGCAAGUUACCUCAUACACGGCCCUUAUUAUGACAGCAGUGAUGAUCGCGAGCCAUUCCAGGACGUGUGCGUUGCCACCAAGAUGAGUUGGUUGGCUCGCCGGCAGACCAGUCGGGUGGAAGAUAUGGCGUACUGCAUGCUGGGCAUCUUCGGCGUGAACAUGCCGCUGCUAUAUGGUGAGGGUACGAAGGCAUUCAUGCGGCUACAGCUAGAAGUGCUGCGUAAGAGUGACGAUGAGAGUCUAUUUGCAUGGUGUUAUCAUGAGGGGUAUGAUGUAGAAAAGCGUGGUGGGAUGCUCGCGCCGUGGCCUUGGGCUUUCGAAGAGAGCCGGAAUGUGAGGCGCUAUAGCGAAGGGCGGCACGAAGCAAGCAGAUUGCCGUAUGCUAUGACGAACAAGGGUCUGGAGUUUCGGGUGCUAGUGGAGCAGUGGGCAGGGGAAGCAGAUGAGGUCGAGGGGUCGGUGGUAGAGGUAGGUUUGAACUGCUUUUUGCAGUCAAAGAACGGGCCCAACUCAGUCUGGAUCACCUUGAUGAGGGAGCGAAAGGCAUGGGCGAGGGUGGAAAGGGAGACGAUCAAGGCGAGGCCGCAUCUGUAUACUGCUGUGAGGAGGAUGGGCAGUGUACCUUACGGAGCCGAGACCCGGACUGUCACUUUUUAUGUGCGGCAGCCCGGCCUGUAA
Molecule: messenger RNA, 1182 nt
Organism: Cyphellophora europaea CBS 101466
Lineage: Eukaryota; Fungi; Ascomycota; Eurotiomycetes; Chaetothyriales; Cyphellophoraceae
Exons: 3
Coding region: 1-1182 (393 amino acids)
Source: RefSeq, a predicted model, not a curated record